Molecule: messenger RNA, 1177 nt
Organism: Culex pipiens pallens (northern house mosquito)
Lineage: Eukaryota; Metazoa; Arthropoda; Insecta; Diptera; Culicidae
Exons: 2
Coding region: 115-1137 (340 amino acids)
Cellular component (GO): nucleus
Molecular function (GO): zinc ion binding
Source: RefSeq, a predicted model, not a curated record
UUUUUUGGCUCAAACAAACCAAAACAAACAGGUCGGUUUUGUGCGCGUCGAUUAGAAAACUGCGAAUUUUCUAACAAUUUCGAUUUUGGCGUUUUUUACUUAUUUAACUGCAAAAUGUCUCAAGAAAGACAUGCAGAAUCGCUUUGUCGACUUUGUUUAACAAAAACGAAGGACAAAGUUCCGAUCUUCGGCAAAGAGGAAGCCAACGUGAUCAAUCUGCUGAUGCUGAUCGAACUGGAUAUUGACCCGGACCAGGAACGUGACGCGAUCGUGUGCUUCGACUGCAUCGUCACGCUGGAGGGAUUUUUUCAGUUUAAGGAGCAAUGCCACGAGAACGACGAAUAUCUCAAGACACUUCCGUCGAAGGCCAGCGUCGAUUCCACGGCGAUCGACGAACCGCGAAUGCAGUGUGACUUUCUGGACAGCGAAGAGGAAGGGCUAGUGGAGGAUUACUACGGGCUUGAGGAGUCCACGUUGAAGAGGAAGGCUCCAGGUGGAAGAUCCAAGAAAAAAGGUGCGAAACGGUUGAGGUCAGCGGUGCUCGAUCCGAACGAAGUCGAACGCGAUUGCGUUAAAUUCAAGAUUCGGAAGUGUCCCUCCGAUGGACCAACCCUCGCCGAUUUGCAGGUUCUGCGCGAUUCCUACCCGGAUUACUUCUACUUUGAAAAAGGAUCCCGUUCGCUGUACUUUACGCUGGUCUACUACGGUGAACGGUUCAAUUCGGCGACCUACUCCGAACGGUACACGUACUACAAGUGUAUUUACCGCCGGAAGCACAACUGCAAGGCGCUGGUCGUGGCCAGGAACGAUUACAGCCAGUUUGAGCGGCGUUACGAGCAUUCGCACGGCGAACUGGAGGAACGAAAGGGCCUGGAGGAAUACUCACCGCGGCAAGCGCUGCCGGAGGUUUUCCGGAUCUGUAGGCAGAUUUUGGCUCAGAAAACUGCCCAGCGGCGGAACGCCAGUGUGGAGCGGAAGAAGAUGAAGCUGGAACUAAGCCGGGGUGAAGAAAGUGGGGAGCUUGGCGAGGAGGAGGACGGGUUGAGGAAUGAGGGUAGCGGGGAUGUGUUGAGCAAGGUGCUGCACAAGAGUGGAAUCUUGGAGGGUGAAGACGAUGAUGGUGAGGACGAGGAUUGAGUACCUGUUUAAAUGUUUGUCAUCUUUAAAAUAUAUAUGU